Myotis brandtii (Brandt's bat) is the source of this 3884-nucleotide messenger RNA. It is a transcript of the gene TDRD12, whose product is annotated as tudor domain containing 12. NCBI's taxonomy places the organism in Eukaryota, Metazoa, Chordata, Mammalia, Chiroptera, Vespertilionidae. Gene Ontology annotation, biological process: transposable element silencing; germ-line stem cell division. The transcript is spliced from 30 exons. The record is from RefSeq and is a predicted model, not a curated record. The coding region runs from base 61 to 3678 and encodes 1205 amino acids. Gene Ontology annotation, molecular function: GTPase activity; GTP binding.
GGCCGUGACGGUGUUAUCGUCCCAGGGCGAGCCCGCGGGGUGCAGCGAGGCGCUGGGAAGAUGCUCGAGGUCCUGGUGCUGAAGAUUGAAGAUCCAGGUUGCUUCUGGGUUAUUAUAAAAGGGAAUAGUACCUUUUUAGAUCAUGAAAUUGACUACCAAAAACUAAAUAGCGCCAUGAAUGACUUCUAUAAUAGCACGCGUCAAGACAUAGAAAUAAAACCAUUAAUGUUGGAAGAAGGGCAGGUUUGUGUGGUUUAUUGUCAGGAACUCAAGUGCUGGUGCAGGGCUGUCAUUAAGUCAAUCGUGUGUUCAGCAGAUCAUUACCUGGCAGAGUGUUUCCUUGUGGAUUUUGCCAAGUACAUUCCAGUGAAAUCAAAAAACAUCCGAGUUGCAGUAGAAACUUUUAUGCAGCUUCCCUACAGAGCGAAAAAAUUCAGACUGUAUUGUACAAAACCUGUUACAUUACACUUUGACUUUUGUGAAGACAGUGCUAAAAUUGUACCCGCCAAGAAGUGGGACACUGCAGCUAUUCAGUACUUUCAGAACAUCCUGAAAGCAACUACCCAGGUGGAAGCCAAAUUAUGUGCUGUAGAAGAUGAUACUUUUGAGGUUUAUCUUUAUGUAACUAUAAAAAAUGAAAAAGUUUGUGUUAAUGAUGAUCUGGUUGCAAAGAACUUCGCUUGUUAUGUAUCACCCAUGGAGAAUAAAAACCUUGAUUCUUUAGAGAAACCAAGAUUGAGUAUAAAGUCAGCAUCCUUUCCCAAUAAACUCAAUCCAGCACUUAGUCUUUGGCCAAUGUUUUUGCAAGGAAAGGAUUCUCAAGGAAUGGAAAAGUCACAUGGUUUAACUUUUCUGGCGCAGUCUCUCCAGCAUUCGCGGCCCAAGCGUGUUGUGAGUGAUCCAGGGCCAACAGCUACUAUCCUGGAUAAAACUAUGAAAUGUAAAGUGGAUUCGUUGCCUGGUUCACCUAAAAAUAUAUCUGAAAAGAAACAACAGUGCAUCUCUUUAAAAGAUGUAAAUAAGUGUGUUGAAUCUUCAGUGUAUUGGCCAACAAAAAGAGGCAUAACCAUAUAUGCUGAUCCAGAUAUACCAGCAGACAGUGCUUUACGUCAGAAGUCAAAUGAGAAACCACUCAGAUUGGCUGAGAAGAAAGAAUACAAUGAGAAGAAUGGCUGUGUAAAAUUAUUGCAGUUUUUAAAUCCUGAUCCUUUGAGAGCUGAUGGAAUCUCUGAUCUGCAACAGUUGCAGAAGCUGAAGGCGGGCGCGCAGCAGGCCUCUGCGGUGCUCCGGAACAAGAUUGAGCCUUGCUUGUCCAUCGACACGGCGCCGCUUUCGGCAGACCUGAAAAAGGCUCUUCAAAGAAAUAAGUUUCUGGGACCUAGCCACACUGAAUCUUACUCUUGGCCUCCCAUAGCACGUGGCUGUGAUGUGGUUGUCAUUUCUCAGUGUGGAAAUGACCCUUUGUUGUACCUUCCACCAGUGCUUACGCUUUUGCAAACAGGGGGCUGCUACAAGUCAUUACCAAGUAGAAACGGACCUCUGGCAGUCAUCGUGUGUCCUGGGUGGAAAAAGGCCCAAUUUAUUUUUGAGUUAUUGGGAGUCUAUGGCGUGUCCUCCAGGCCUCUUCAUCCUAUGUUAUUAACAAUUGGACUCCACAAAGAUGAAGCCAAAAAUAUGAAGCUUCCAAGGGGGUUUGGAGUUCAUUGGAACAGACAUAUACAGCAUUUAAUCAAAGAGUUCAUGAAUGACCCCUACAUCGUGAUCACUGCCAUGGAAGAGGCUGCUCUCUACGGUGGUGUCCAACAGAUUGAUCUCAGAGAUGACCCCUCUCCGAUUGAGAAACUUGCCAAGAACAAACAGAAACCUAUCACUCCAGAGACUGCUGAAAAGCUGGCCCGUGACCUGAAGGCUGUCAAGUAUGUGGCGUGUUCUGCACUCACACAGAAAGGCCUAAAGAAUGUAUUUGACGAAGCAGUAUUGGCUGCCCUGGAGCCUCCAGAACUGAAGAAGAGCCGCAGCUUUCCUUCCUCACCAAAAAUUUUUGGUGGUCGCCUAUAUUGCAUGUCUGAUCAUUUUCAGAGUUUAACUGAACAGGGUUCUCUUGCAAAACAGGGAGGUAAAAAGGCCAAAUCUGUCUUGCUGUUGACGGAGAGAAGUUCAUGCCAUGCUGUGGGUGUUUUGCGAUACUUGGAAAGAGCAGAUGCCAAGAUUCCAUCGGAGCUGUAUCAGUUUACUGCAGGCGUUCUAGAAGCCAAGGAGGACAAGAAAGCCGGAAGGCCUCUCUGUCCGUAUCUGAAGGCUUUCGGAUUUUGCAAAGACAAAAGGAUUUGUCCUGAUCGACACCAUAUUAAUCCAGAAAUAGACAAUCCAAGAAAAUUAUCCAACCAGGCUAUACCAUUGUUUGGAUACAUUAAAAUAAUACCCUUUUACAUUUUGAAUGCAACAAAUUACUUUGGUCGUAUAGUUGAUAAACACGUGGAUCUUUAUGCAACUCUUAAUGCUGAAAUGAAGCAGUAUUUUGAGGAUUCCAGUAAUAAAACAACCAUUGAAAAGGUGGAGAAAUUUGGAUUAUAUGGAUUAGCAGAGAAAACACUUUUUCACAGAGUUCAGGUGUUGGAGGUGAGCCAAAAAGCAGACACGUCGGCCCUCGAUACUGUCCUUGUGAAGUUUAUAGAUGAAGGCAGGACUGGACCCGUCCCCAGAGAUCAGCUGCUGCAUCUCCCAGAAAACUUCCAGGCUCUGCCCCCCCAAGCCAUGGAGUUCAUUGUUUGUAGAGUGAAACCUGCUGACAAUGAAAUUGAAUGGAAUCCAAAAGUCACGAGGUACAUUCAUCAUAAAGUCACUGGAAAACUGCAUGAUGCCAAAGUGGUAUUUGCUUUAGGAAAUACAGUUUGGAUUGAUCCAAUGGUGCACAUUACAAAACUUUUAAAUUUGAAAACUUCUGUCAUUGAUUACAAUGUUCGAGCUGAAAUUUUGUCAAUGGGAAUGGGCAUUGAUAAUCCAGAACAUAUAGAACAACUGAAAAAAUUGUACGAAGGAGCUAAAAUACAAACUGUUGAAGAAAGCCGAAGCCAAACACUGGUGCCGUCGUCUACAGAAGAGGCUGCCUGUCUGCAGAGCACACGGCCAGAGGACGGGGCUUUGGAAAGAGGUGCCGACUCCGGAACGAACUCAGGAAACCGGAAGCAUGAAGCUUCACCUGGAAACACUGGAGAUGCUUCUGUGAACAGAACUAUGGAGCCUCUGCAAAGCUUCCACCCACCAAUAAAAUGGUUCCAAAAAGACGAUGUGGUCAUAUUGAAGAUAAGAAUAAGGAAUGUAAAAGAUUACAAGUGCAAAUAUUUUAGAGAUAGAGUCAUUUUCAGUGCCUGGGUAGGAGAAAAAUUUUACUUGGCUGAUUUGGAGUUGCAGGCCAACAUAAUAAAGGACGAUUGCAAGUGCAUAAUUAAAAAUGAGGAACCUAUAAUCACUCUUGCAAAAGAGAGAAGGGAAUCUUGGUGUAGCUUACUCAGACAGAAGAAUCCUAAUGUGGCUUUCGAUUUUGAUCACUGGGAAGAAUGUGAAGAGGAGAGCCAUUUCUCCAAGGUUGUAACAUCUAAAAACCUGUCCUGCAAAGUGGCAGAGGUGAUGGAGAGCAGUGACCAGACUUCAGAGGAUGAGGAGACCGAGAGCGACUGAGCGUGUGGGCCCGAUCCUGAGGCGGACAGGGGGUCACCGAGUGACUGGACGUUAGAGAACAGCAGUCACCUUCAAACCUUUUUAUUACUAGGGGUCAUCUGGUGGCACUGGGAUUGGUAAUGGUGAGAAAUUCUGAAUCUAUUUAAAAAUGGGCUGAGGCCCAGGCCUGGUAGCUCAGUUGGUUAGAGCGUCGUCCCUAUAUGCCA